Molecule: messenger RNA, 1451 nt
Organism: Periconia digitata
Lineage: Eukaryota; Fungi; Ascomycota; Dothideomycetes; Pleosporales; Periconiaceae
Source: the annotation of a GenBank genome assembly
CCCUCCCUCCCCUCACGUGAAUACCUGUUUCCUUUCAUCGCCCGUCUCUCCAAGGGUAUCGCUCUCCUAGGUCAUCGUCGCUGCCCACAUCUUCAUCCUCGACCAUCUCCAUCCCAACAACCACCCGCAAACCCCGCGGCACCUACGCUCAGACCCAUCCACCUCUUCACCGGCAUAUCCUCCCCUCUUCACCGUCUCCUCCAUCACUCUUCCCUCGUCCGCUCCGUUCCGCAGUGCGCGCCAGGACUUCUCCCCCACCCGUUCUCAAGCUGGCCAACUACGCGACUCCGCCAGUGUCGCCCUCGGCGUACAGGGCCGUCGAAGCACCCUUCCCUCUGCAGCUCAAGAACCGGCUCGGUGGGAUGGACAAUGAGAGACGAGCACGGCAGAACCCGUCGUCAGGUUACGCGAGCCAGCAAGGCACGCUGCUCCAGCCACAAGCUUCCUAUCCCGUGUUUGUCCCCUCAUCCAUCCAGCAGCCCAGCGUCUCGUACGGAGCGCAGGACUAUGCAGCGGGCGAGCAGCAGCAGCAGACACCGCAGCGCGCAUCCCAACAGUACCAGCAGUACGGCCAGAGCGUCAUGUACCCGGGCUCUGCAGGAUCCGCGUCACAGUAUGAGCCAGUACAACCGUACCAGCAGAACCGCGAAUCGGCCAUUGAGGUCUUGGGCACCAACUUUGGAGUAGCACAACCGCAAUACUACGGCGAGGGGGGUCCCACGAGCGCGCCUACCGCUGCCAUUACGCCGCAGAACCUCCCCUCUCAGUACCCCUCGCUGGCUUAUACAACAGCACAGCAGGCCCCCGUCGGACGCGAGUCGCUUGCCCCCACCUAUUCCGCUGCCGCUGGCAUGACAGACCCGCACCCUCCCACCGCCUCGAGCGGCUACUCGCAGCAGCCUGCUGCUUAUGCUGACCAGCAGUCGCAGCGCCAGUCGUCCUCGGGCAACGAGUACGAUGACUUCUACAACAACUACCAGGGUGAGCUCAAGAAGACGUUCGAGUACAUCCGCGACGACCGUCUGGCGGAAGCUGCCCCUUCGCUGUUCCGCCUCUCCGACUGGCUGCUGCACUGGGCCGAAACACUGGGCCUAGUACGCGAUGACGAGAACCAUCAUAGCCAACGCCUCACGCUAUGGGAGGAAUUUAACCACUGCUGGUUGUCCCUCUUGCAGAAGCAGAAGGAGCUGGUGGAGAAGAUGGCCGCCACCGGGCAGCGUCCUCAGCAGCCGCAGUCGAUUGUGGACUACGAUUUCCUCGAGAAGAUGGGCACCCAACUCGUGAAAAACUGCGACAACAUGGAAAAGCAUGGGCUGGUGGAUUACCAGAUGGGCGUCUGGGAAGAGGAGAUUAUUGCCAUGAUAACCGCGUGUCUCGAUCAACUGGAUGAAAUGGGCGCAGGCUCCUCUUCACAGCGCACACCUGCAGCAUCAUCGUCCCGAAGACGAUAA